AGCGAGUGAUCUGCACUAGUGAAAGAACCACAGGCAGGUGUUUAUCCGAGCUAAGAAAGUCAGGGAGAUGACAAUGAGGCCGCUCAUCUUUCUUGCCUUGGCCGUCCUGCUCGCCGGUGUCGCACUGGAAGGGGGCGCUGAGGCUGCCGGCGAGUGCGGAAAGUCCUCCGCCGACCGGAUGGCCCUGCGAAUGGCGCCAUGCAUCUCGGCGGCAGACGACCCGGAGUCCGCACCGACGGGAAGCUGCUGCUCGGCCGUGCAUACCAUCGGCAAGAGCCCCAGCUGCCUAUGCGCCGUCAUGUUGUCCGGCACCGCCAAGAUGGCCGGGAUCAACCCUGAGGUCGCAAUCACCAUCCCCAAGCGCUGCAACAUUGCCGACCGCCCCGUCGGCUACAAGUGCGGAGAUUACACGCUGCCUUGAUAACGCAGCUUUGCUACCGAUCGAACGAAUGCCGUGUAAGGCAUUGUGUGGGAAUAAGCGAGGCAUGUGUGGCUCCACUUAGGUGGGGCUCUAGCAACAUCGUUGUGCCUGCAUGUGUGUGCUUGUGGAAACAUGUUCGGAAUCAUCUAAUGUUUCGUCUCUGUUAAACCUAUGUGAACGUCUCUCUUUGAUUGUCA
Lolium rigidum is the source of this 618-nucleotide messenger RNA. RefSeq names its product non-specific lipid-transfer protein 4-like. Gene Ontology annotation, biological process: lipid transport; systemic acquired resistance. NCBI's taxonomy places the organism in Eukaryota, Viridiplantae, Streptophyta, Magnoliopsida, Poales, Poaceae. The record is from RefSeq and is a predicted model, not a curated record. Gene Ontology annotation, molecular function: fatty acid binding. The transcript has 2 exons. Bases 68 to 421 code for a protein of 117 amino acids.